AACUGGCAACCCAUAAUUAGUUCUUCAUUGGCAUCGCUCUUAUUACUGGGAAUCUCUACACUAAUUGCAAUAGCAUUAGUAAUACACUCGGAAUUAGAGCCGAAGAAAUUAUUGCACGUAAAUAACAAGUCCACAAAUGCAACAAACUCUACAACCAUCUCAACAGCUGCUAACACUACAACCAUUAACACACUAGUACCACCAGGAGGGGGAGAAGUAAGACCAGUGGCAAUACAAGAACAGGAAUUAGAUACAACUACUACACUACUACACUCUGCAAACAUGGAGACUACAGGCAAACCAACAGAGGCAACAGGACAACAGACAUUAAGACAAACACUGAAACCCCCUUUAAGAUUUGUUCAAACAGCAACAACAGCAGCUGGUGUCCGUGGUGCAAUAGGCAUUAGCUGGUUGUUGCCUCUGCUAUUUGCCAUAACAUCGCCUUUAAUUUGUACAAUUAACGGCAAAUGGCCCCAAAACUGGUGGCUAGAAAUUAUGAGCCAUUCCACGAACACUGCUGCCAACACACAAGCCAACUUAAACAGUGGUGGCUCAGCAUUUUCAAUAAACUCUGCCACCAAUAGUUUUUUACCCUUAAAUGAACGUUAUAUACGCACCCAUUUAACACCCUUUACCACGGAGCCACCUCUGUUGAGUAAUGGUGAUAGUGUUUUGGAAUUUAAUACCACAACAGCUUUAGAUAACUCGCAUUUAAAUGUUCAACAAACAACAACAAAAACAACAACUAGCAGUGGCAAUACAAUUGAUGCAACAUCUACAAUUUGGUCACAAACUGCUCGUUCUCCCAUAACAUUUCAACACAAUGACGACAUCGGUACCACCUUUGGAACAGUUAACAAUUUACCGGAUACCGGUUUAAUGACACCCGCUGUACCAGCUUUAAAUUUUAUUUUAUUUUUAUUUGUUGAUAUUUUGUUCAUUUUGUUAUUUUUUGCUCUAUUUGCGAUUUUAAUCAAAAAACUUUUAUGGCUUUGGCAUAAAAAUCGUCGUACAAAUAAUGCAACGUCAACAGGAACAGCUUCAUCAGGAGCAGCAACACCUGCAACAACGAAUCAACAACAACAGCAACAUUCACAUCAUCAUUAUCAACAGCAACAACAACAACAAUUAUCCUUUAAUGGCAAUAAUUCAGCAGCAUUGGAUAAAUUCAAUAUGGUCAUGAAACAAAGGUAAGUGGAUUUAGU
Lucilia cuprina (Australian sheep blowfly) is the source of this 1208-nucleotide messenger RNA. RefSeq lists its product as uncharacterized. NCBI's taxonomy places the organism in Eukaryota, Metazoa, Arthropoda, Insecta, Diptera, Calliphoridae. The annotation marks the transcript as partial. The record is from RefSeq and is a predicted model, not a curated record. The transcript has a single exon.